AUGGAGGGCAAAGAAUUGAGCAAGGAUCAGCUUAAGAUCUUGAAGGAUGCGUUCACGGCGUUCGAUAUCGAGAAGAAGGGAAGCAUCUCGGUGGAGGUGAUUGGAACGAUCCUGGAACUGCUAGACUACAGCAUGUCCGAGGAAGAGCUGAAGGAAGUGAUGGAGGAGUACGAUGUGGAUGAGUCGGGUGAGAUUGAUUUUGAGGAGUUCAUCGAUCUGGCCUCGAACUACGUGGAACCGGAGGAGGACUACGACGUACUGCGGGCGGAACUCCGUGAAGUUUUCAUGAUGUACGACAAAGAUGGUAAGGGCUUCAUCCCGGUCGAAACUUUCAAGCAAAUCCUGCGUGAACUCGAUGGAGCUGUCCCGGAGAACGAGCUAGACGAUAUCAUUGAUGAGAUUGAUGCGGACAGUUCGAAAACGGUUGACUUUGAGGAGUUCAUGGAAGUUAUGACAGGUGAAGAAGCCUCAUAA
This is a messenger RNA of Anopheles coustani, 474 nucleotides long. RefSeq names its product troponin C, isoallergen Bla g 6.0101-like. Gene Ontology annotation, molecular function: enzyme regulator activity; calcium ion binding. The transcript is spliced from 4 exons. Lineage: Eukaryota; Metazoa; Arthropoda; Insecta; Diptera; Culicidae. Bases 1 to 474 code for a protein of 157 amino acids. The record is from RefSeq and is a predicted model, not a curated record.